Messenger RNA from Cylicocyclus nassatus, 1462 nucleotides. NCBI's taxonomy places the organism in Eukaryota, Metazoa, Nematoda, Chromadorea, Rhabditida, Strongylidae. The record is from the annotation of a GenBank genome assembly.
AUGUCACCGCGAUUUUCAUCGCUGACCAGCGUGGACGGCAAAGGACAUCUGUCUUCGGCCGUGUCCUUGGGUUCGGCAUUGAGUCACGUCCGCGCCGCAACGGCCGUUUGCGCCGCUGCGACGUUUCCGUUUGAACAGUGCGCGGAGUUUGCUAUGGCGCUUAUCACUAAAAUCGCCGCUCUCAUCAAAAAUCCGAAAUCGUCAAUGAAUGGUUUGUUUAACGGAACAUCGGUCAAAAAGCUGCUGGGCUGGAGAAUUGGCGAAGAAGAGGAGAAGUUCGCUGAAAAAGCUGUAGAAACUCUUGUUAAAAAGCUGAAAAAGAAGAAUGGAGGUAUCGGGACUCUGGAAGAUCUCGAAUAUGCUUUGUCUCAUCCAGGAUCACAUUCCAAAUGUGUCGCUCUGCCAAAAAGCCAAGAUGGUCGCCUUCAGGUAUCCCACCGGAAAGGGCUCCCACAUGUGAUUUAUUGUCGAGUAUGGCGCUGGCCCGAUCUACAGUCUCAUCAGGAACUGAGACCCAUUCCCGAAUGCCUCUACCCACAUGAUCACAACAAUAAAACUCCAUAUGUAUGCAUAAAUCCGUACCAUUAUCAACGCCUGGAUCAGUCACGGAAUGCCCACUUCAGCUAUUCUCCCCCGAUCCCCUCGCCUACCGUAUCAACAGCUGGCUCGUCACCUUCAUGCUCUGGUCGGAUGGACAUGGCGUCUCCGUCAAAUGUGCCCUCGUCCUCCAGCUCUCCUGAAUACGACAUGGCCUUCAGUCCUUCAUCGAUGCUUUCCGAAGAGGAUGUCAAUCGAAUGGACCAGGUUAGCCCAUACACUUCUCCUCCAACGCAAUACUGGGCUACCAUAUCUUACUACGAGUUAAACAGCAGAGUUGGCGAAUAUUUCAAGGUGUACAAAAACGAGUUGAUAGUGGACGGUUUUACGGAUCCUAACUCCGACGAUCGCAUAUGCCUCGGACUUCUUUCCAAUGUCAAUAGGAACCCUACUAUCGAGAAUACUCGGCGACACAUAGGGAAAGGAAUUAGCCUGGUGUACACAAGCGACUAUGAUCUCUACAUCCAGAAUCUUUCCGAGUCAUCGAUUUUUGUGCAGUCGCGGAAUCUUAACUACAACAUGCACCAAGAACAGACUACAGUAUGUCGAGUGCCUGCUCAUAGCGCUGCUAUAUGCGUGUUUAGCAAUAUCGUCUUUCAGCAGAUGCUACAAAAUGCCAAAAUGAGAGGCGCCGAAGAGCUACACGCAUUGCAGAAAGUCUGCUUCAUACGGCUGUCGUUCGUAAAAGGAUGGGGACCAGAUUACCCAAGGCAAGAUGUAACUUCCACACCGUGCUGGUUGGAGAUUCAGCUGCUCUAUCCUCUUUGGCACAUCGACAAAACCUUGCCUGAAGUCUGUCUCAUUUCCGGAGUGGAUCCAACGUCGAUUUCUUGAUAUUCCAUGACGAAAUAAAGCUUUUCUAUCC